AUCAAAAUCGGAUGGAAAAUAUUGCCUUCAAUGGUAUUUUGCAUUCUUGCUCUGUCAAAUUGUUUCAGCUACAGACCUAGCCGCGAUGCACAGUCUUUCAACAAAUUAUUUAAACAAUUAUAUGGUCUUCUUACAAAUCAUCAACAUCUGUUAAAAUUGUGCGAAAUCAGAUGGAAGGUUGAUAUGCGGGUCGAGAUCGUUCAGGUAUUCGCUGCCCUGGUGGUAGCAAUUAUUGCGUCUCCAAUUUCCACAUCGAGCCACGUAGUUCACGAAAAGCGAUCCGUACCUCCUCGUCGGUGGUCAAGGCAUUCUAGACUUCAUCCAGCUACAGUUCUUCCCAUACGGAUAGGUCUCACUCAACAGAAUCUGCACCGGGCUGAAGAGUUCAUUAACCAGGUGUCUCAUCCAGAAUCAAGCCAAUAUGGACAACACUGGUCGCCGAAGAAGGUCGCUGAGACGUUCGCUCCCAGUCAAGAUACGCUAGAUACUGUUAUGUCCUGGCUGUCGGCGUCCGGGAUUGAGCUCAACAGAGUCAAAUUUUCUCUUUCGGGGACUUGGAUCAUGCUCAACGCCACCGCUAGCGAGGCUGAGAACCUUUUAAGGGCCGAAUACCAUCUUUACAAACAGCAAAAUGGCUAUUAUCACAUUGCUUGCGAUGAAUACAGUAUACCUUCUCAUCUCAGCAAGCACAUCGACAUCAUCACACCCACGGUCCAUUUUGACAGAAGAAUUGGUGCACCCAGAAGAUUGCAGCACCCCGAUGAUUUGCCACUACCUCUUCGCGGCCUGAACAAGAGAAUGACCAAAAGACGAACCACUACGCCUCAUGGAAUCAUGGGAUCUCCCGAAGACGCGUCAAAUCCCAAGAAGGGAGCUGCUAUCACCAAUGCGCUUAUGACUUUAGAGAAUUGCGAUACCAUGAUCACCCCAGCCUGCCUUCGAGCUCUCUAUCACGCCCCUCUAGGCAGCACUGCAGUCAAAAACAAUAGUUUGGGAAUCGUCGAGUACACACCUGAAGCCUUUUUGCAGUCAGACCUAGACAUGUGGUUCAGGGAAUUCUCUCCGAGCCAAGUGGGCCAAUCUCCAAUUACGAAACUCAUUGACGGUGCUGUCGUUCAGACUCAGAACCAGAGUUUCGGUUUCAACGGCGAAUCUUCACUAGACUUGCAAUACGGUAUGUCUCUUGUGCAUCCCCAAACAACGACGCUCUUCCAGGUCGGUGAUCUGGUAGAAGGGGCCAGCUUUAACAAUUUUUUGGAUGCCAUUGAUGCGACUUAUUGUACAUUUGAUGGUGGUGACUCUAAGAAUCCCACGGUUGAUGCCCAAUACCCUGAUACUCUACCUGGUGGCUUUGAUGGACCGCUGGCCUGUGGAGCUGUCGCAUCUACCAACGUCCUCUCUACCAGCUACUCGUCGAACGAGGCUGACUUGACAGCCAAAUACGAAGAAAGACAAUGCAUGGAAUACAUGAAGCUGGGCCUCCAGGGCGUGUCAAUUCUAUACUCGUCGGGAGAUUUUGGCGUGGCAGGCGAAGGUGGAGAAUGCAUCGAUGCAGGGACGGGUACAUACAAUAACGGAACGUCUGGUUUGUUUACUCCGUCGUUUCCGGGCACUUGUCCUUACGUUACCUCCGUCGGUGCAACGAUGAUAAUGAACGGGUCGACAGUGCGAAACCCCGAAAGCGCAGCCGAGCUGGUCAUCUUCUCCGGUGGGGGCUUCUCAAACGUCUUCUCAAUGCCCUCCUACCAACAGAAAGCCUUGGACAGUUACUUCGCACAUAAUGCUCCCCCUUAUGGAGCUGAUCGUUUCAACAAUUCUCAGAAAGCCCGCGGCUAUCCCGAUGUCUCCGCAAACGGUGUCAACUACGUCGUUGCGGUCGACGGUGACUUUUCGCUAGUGUUCGGGACUUCGGCUUCUACUCCGACUUUCGCAUCUCUGAUCAACUUGAUCAAUGAGAAGCGCAUAGCUGCAAAGAAGAGCCCCGUCGGCUUCCUGAACCCAGCAUUAUAUGCGAAUCCGCAGGUGUUGAAUGAUGUCACGACGGGUGGAAAUCAGGGCUGUGGGACUGCGGGCUUUGAGAGCACCACUGGGUGGGACCCGGUCACAGGGUUAGGGACGCCCAAUUUUCCGGCCAUGUUGGAUCUUUUUAUGGGCUUGCCUUGAGGAUAGAUAGUAGAUGAUAUUAGACUGGACAGCAGGUUAGAUGGUUCAAUAUAAAUAUGAUAACUUCU
This is a messenger RNA of Amorphotheca resinae ATCC 22711, 2231 nucleotides long. RefSeq lists its product as hypothetical. The transcript has a single exon. Gene Ontology annotation, biological process: proteolysis. The coding region runs from base 31 to 2163 and encodes 710 amino acids. Lineage: Eukaryota; Fungi; Ascomycota; Leotiomycetes; Helotiales; Amorphothecaceae. Gene Ontology annotation, molecular function: serine-type endopeptidase activity; tripeptidyl-peptidase activity. The record is from RefSeq and is a predicted model, not a curated record.